Nerophis ophidion (straightnose pipefish) is the source of this 1950-nucleotide messenger RNA. It is a transcript of the gene tdh, whose product is annotated as L-threonine dehydrogenase. Gene Ontology annotation, molecular function: L-threonine 3-dehydrogenase activity. The transcript is spliced from 9 exons. The record is from RefSeq and is a predicted model, not a curated record. NCBI's taxonomy places the organism in Eukaryota, Metazoa, Chordata, Actinopteri, Syngnathiformes, Syngnathidae. Gene Ontology annotation, biological process: L-threonine catabolic process. Bases 52 to 1293 code for a protein of 413 amino acids.
GCUCCUCCAGCCUGCAGAUGGUAGCUGAUAUAUAGCAGCGCGAAGCAGCUGAUGCAACACUGGCUGGAGAAAACGCCGCAACAAGCAUCACGUCACAGAGAACCAAACAGGGAAAGUAGUAACGACUGCGCCUCGUUGAGUGGACUCGCCGGUAAGAAGGUACCAAUCAUGCCCGUCAUCAGAACCCUCGGCAAGGUAGCCAAGCAGGCCGUGCUCAGUAGCACAACGUGCAGCUGCCAGCCCUUGGCGGUGGCAGUGCGCAACAUCAGCUUCUCGCCUCGCCAGGUGACGUCCGACGCCAGCUUCCAUUCUGUGUCCUUCUCUGAGACAGACCAUCCCAAGGUGCUCAUCACAGGUGGCCUUGGACAGCUUGGCGUGGGGCUGGCCAAAUUGUUACGGAAACGAUUUGGAAAGAACAGCGUCAUUCUGUCUGAUAUCAGGAAGCCGUCGAGCAACGUAUUCCACAGUGGCCCGUUUAUCUACUCUGACAUUCUGGACUACAAGAACCUGCGUGAAAUCGUGGUGAACAACCGCAUCACCUGGCUGGUCCACUACAGCGCGCUCCUCAGUGCCGUCGGCGAGGCCAAUGUGGCCCUAGCGAGAUCCGUCAACAUCACCGGGCUUCACAACAUCCUGGACAUCGCCGCCGAGCACGGCCUUCGGCUCUUUGUCCCUAGCACCAUCGGCGCCUUUGGGCCCACUUCUCCUCGUGACCCCGCGCCUGACCUUUGCGUCCAGAGGCCACGCACCAUCUAUGGCGUCUCCAAAGUCCAUGCUGAGCUCAUGGGGGAGUACUACCACCACCGCUACGGCCUCGACUUCCGCUGUCUUCGCUACCCAGGAAUCAUCUCAGCUGACUCCAUGCCUGGUGGCGGUACAACAGACUACGCUGUCCAGAUUUUCCACGAUGCCAUCAAGACGGGGAAGUUUGAAUGCUUCCUAAGGCCCGACACGCGUCUGCCCAUGAUGUACAUAGACGACUGCUUGCGUGCUACGCUGGAAGUGAUGGAGGCACCAGUCGACACCCUGAGCAUGAGGACGUACAACAUCAAUGCCAUGAGCUUCUCACCCGAGGAGUUGGUGCAGGAGCUACGCAAGCACGUACCCGAGCUGGAGGUCACGUACAACGUGGACCCCGUCCGUCAAGCCAUUGCCGACUCUUGGCCGAUGAACUUCGAUGACUUCAACGCCAGGAGGGACUGGACCUGGAAGCACGACUACGACCUGCCUGAGCUCGUCCAGACGAUCCUCAACUACUUGAGCGCCGAAACGCGCAUGGCACGCGCUAACUAGGGUGGCGACAAUGGUGGCUCCUUGUUGUACAUAAUGUAAAGACUGACCAAAGAGGAUGGAGAAACAUGGCAUGUACAUAGUCGUUUUUUCUCUCUGUAAAUGCAAAGGGCUCGCCUGGCCGCCCAGCCUGCUGAAUGUUGAGGGGCGAGACAUCCUCCCCCUCCACGCACCCCAGUUUACAGUCCUGAAGACAAUGCGUUUUUUAGGUGGAGGGCUGGUUUUGAAACCAGUUUGGCGCCUUUCAUGCAAGUCAGUUUUUGCUGUAUCACCAAGUAUUGCCUCACUUCAAGUGUUCAAAGGCUAGAAAACAAAGUUUGUACUUCUAUUUACACGCAUAAAGCGCGUACCCUUUGAUGUACUUUAGUUAGGUUUCUAUCCUAAUUACUGACAAGUAAACACGUGUUGUGUGGGGGGGAUUUCUGACACAGGACAUUCGUAACAAGAUUCUUCUGUUUAUUCCAUGUAACGUUAUUUAUUCUUUCUAUUGGUGUCUAGUAAUUGCUUUUUCUCAGCGCCUAUUUUUCUAGUUAUUUUUGGUUCAUCAACACUGUGAUUACAAGGAUAAUAUUAUUAAAGUGUUGGGUUAGAAAGGUAAAUAUAUCCUGUUCUUUCGAUAAGACCAUUUGUGUUGACAAUAAACCACUUUGUUUCCACAUA